AUGCCAGUGCCCUCUCCUCCUCUUCCUACCAGAAUGCUUUACUUCCAGAUGGUGAUCAUGGCAGGGACCGUGAUGCUGGCUUAUUACUUCGAGUACACCGACACCUUCACGGUCAACCUGCAGGGCUUCUUCUGCUACGAGAGCGCCUACCGCAAGCCUUACCCGGGCCCGGAGGAGAGCAGCGCGGUGCCCCCCGUGCUCCUCUACUCGCUGGCGGCGGGGGUGCCAGUCUUGGUGGUUAUUGUUGGAGAAACUGCAGUGUUUUGCUUACAGAUGGCCACACGGGAUUUUGAAAACCAAGAAAAAACAAUAUUAACUGGAGACUGUUGCUAUAUAAACCCACUGGUGCGCAGGACUGUCAGGUUCCUUGGCAUUUAUGCAUUUGGACUUUUUGCAACAGACAUAUUUGUAAAUGCUGGACAAGUAGUAACUGGGAAUCUUGCACCUCAUUUCCUUGCACUUUGCAAACCCAACUACACAGCUCUGGGAUGUCAGCAGUUUACACAGUUCAUCAGUGGUGCAGAGGCUUGCUCUGGAAAUCCUGAUCUUGUCGUGAAAGCCCGAAAAACUUUUCCUUCCAAAGAAGCAGCUCUGAGUUUAUAUGCAGCAACAUACAUCACUAUGUACAUCACCCACACAAUAAAGGCCAGAGGAACCAGGCUGGCAAAACCAGUUCUUUGCUUGAGCAUCAUGUGUAUGGCAUUUCUUACUGGUAUCAACAGAGUAGCAGAAUAUCGAAAUCACUGGUCAGAUGUGAUAGCAGGAUUUCUAGUCGGUAUUUCAAUAGCUGUGUUUUUGGUGAUAUGUGUGGUUAAUAAUUUUAGAGGUAGGCAACCAGAACAUGAACAGUCGCACAUGGACAAUCUGGGGCAAAUGUCUAUGAUCAGCAUCCCUCGGGUAGAACAUUCUGUAGUAAAGAACCACCUCACAGCCUUUGCCGAAGUCACAUGAUGGAGAAAGGGAUGUCUACUCGCUACAUUGGACGUCAUCUCUUUUCACAGUUCACUCGUAAUGACUGAAACAAUUUCAAUAUUAAAGAAAAACUGAUUUGGUCUUAGAAUCUGAUCUAACAGCAUUAAGAUUUACAGCAGCCUAGGAAGAAUAUGCCUGAGUUAAGAAUAUUUUCCAACUCCAACCAAAAGCAUUGUACCAUUUAGGGAUUGGGUGGGAAAGAGUGAACCUCAGCAUGUCAUAUAAACAUACCAUUUCCCCUGUUCCGGCAUAUUUAUUUCCUAACUUGGUCAUGUAAGUAUUAGACUGUAUUCCAAGGAGAUCUGGUCUUUAAAAUUCAGCAUGACACUUAACUCCCAUUUAAACUGAUUUCAGUGUACACUUUUCUAAAAGAAUCUUAUCCAGAACUCAGAUGCCGCUGGCACUUCCUAUUAUAUAUUUCUCAUACCACAUUUCUUAAGACUGGUGCUUCUGUUUUUGAAGAAAAAAAUGCCAUUUAUACUCUAAUAAGUAUUCUAUUGUUAUUUUAAAACAAAUUAUUUAUUUCGAUAUUUUCCUGACUUCAUGUGGUUGAAUAGUUGAUUUUGUAGUUCUUCAAAUGUCUUCAAUGUACCCUGUUGUUAGGAUUAGAAAUGAGAACAUGUAGACAUUGGGGUAGAUUAUUCUUUUAUUAUCAAACACUAACUGAAGAUUUAUAACUCCAAACCUGUUGCCAGCAUAUUCGUAUACCUACUCAUUCAUAACAUACCAUUAUUGCUUUUUAUGGAUAGUAGCUAAAGGUUACGGGAUUUAGAAAACGCACUUGUCAAAGUAGUUUUAAAGCCUUUGAUUCUGUCCUUUACAUAUUGGGAGCAAUAAUUAGAAUAUACUUUGUUCCCAGUGGGGGCAGAGGAUACCACUCCCCACUCCUGCUUAGUGCUGAACCAGCAAUCAUCCCCCCUCCCACUGUUUUUUAAACCUCAGAGAAUAAAGAUUCAAAGUGCAAACGGAAGGGUGGCGGGUGAAAUGAAUGACAGAUAUUGCUAUCUUGUAACCAAGUCUUCCUCUUUCACCAGCAGAUGAAGUAGAAUUGUGCAAUAUUUCUUCAUUUGCAUUACAAUGGAUAUCUGUAUAAUCUCUACUCUGCAGUAGGUACAAUUAGAUUUAGGGAAAAGAAUAAGUCACAGAUCAUGUACAGUGAUCUCAUCCCAUUGGCCUCAAAUAAUGUGAUUUUUGAGGAGCAGUUCACGUUUUAAUAGUCUAAAUUCUCAAUAUUUGAACACUGUCUCUUGAUACGUUUGCUUCCAUUUCAUUUCUUCCACUUCCUAACCCCCAUCCCCACCUAAAAAUGUUCCAUUGCUGUGAUCCACCUUAAAUCUGGUCAUGGUACAGUUAUCACUUUUAGUAUAAUAGUUGCAAACAGGUGUCCUAUGGAACAUUAGUUCCCUCCUUUAUUGACAUGAAUGAAAAUUGAAUUUUGUCAUGGUAAGAUCUUAUCCCAAAGUCACCUCUUCUACUAAUACAUGGAAUAUUCUCUAGCUUAAUCUAGCUUCAAUGCAUAUAAUGGCCAAAAAUUGUUUAUGCCUUUCUUGAAAAUGAGAUUUAGGCUCCCAAAUAAAGGUAUUGCCACAUGAUGUUUCAAACAGUAGGAAAAAUAAAGCUGGGCUGUUUUACAUCUUGAAAGCCAGGAGAUUUAAUGUUUUAUAAUUUCUUUAAUUUGGGUUUUGUAGGUGGUGAGAGUCUUUGAAAGGUUUUGUUGAAAAAUGGUCUUCAAAAUAGUAUGAAGUUGAACCAAAGUAUUACCAUCCUUCCAAAUAUUUAUUCUGUAUCUCAGGUAAUCUUUUUGGAUAUGCCAGAAAAGCAUCAGACCAGAGAAUUAAGAGAGAGAAAAAAAUAAGUCUAAUGCAUAACUGCAUAUAUGUUCUUUUGGUUUUUUUAAGACCCAGUGAUUAUAAAAUUCAACACACUUUUACAGUGUGUCGCCAGUCUUAUUAAAAAAACAUCAAAUAUUAAUACCUAACUCACCAUGGCAAUCUAAGAUGUGUGGGAGGGAAUGCGCAGCAUCACCCAUGUAAUUUACAUUUUCAGAAACUUUCAGAGACUUUUGGAUGAGUUCCAGCAUAAAUGAAAUAUUUUCAAAUAACACAUUUCACUAAAACGUUAGACACUCACCUGCUUUUCUUUCACUUAAAACAACAGGGCUUAACGUGCUGAGCUUUAGUUGGAUCAGGCCGUUUUCUUUCUAUUAAUUAUUUUGAACAUGCACAGAAUCAAACCCAACAGGGAGAGACAAUCCUGCUUUUUGAUUAUCAUUGAAACGCUAACUGUACCAUGAAAGUUACAAAUGUAGUUAAUAAAAAGUCACAAAGGGUUGCAGUGUGUUUGAUACGAAGCUACCCAUGUUUUGCCCUUAGAGAGAGUGCUUUAUCCUAGACAAAAAGAUGAAUUCUGUGUAGUACAACCGUCAGUUUUUAAAAAGAUGAAUGUAGCAGAUCUCUGAUAGUCUACAAUUAUUCCCAUUUCAUUUUGUUCAAUAGAACACAGCCAACUUAAUGAUACCAUGAAAAAAAAAAGUCUACAGUGUUAGCAGAAUCAUAUAGCGCAACCUUUUCCUGAUAACUGAUACCACAGAAUGUAGAUAGGUACAAAUAUUAUUUGCUAUUUUUGUGUAAGUUAAAAUGUCUCUGAAUAUAAGAAACAAAAGUCACAAAAAGCAGUUAAUAAAUAAUAAUAAUAAUAAUAUUUUAAUUUGUAUACCGCCCUUCUCCCGAAGGACUCAGGGCGGUGAACAACCAAAUAAAAUACAAACACAGACAGAUACAAUAUUAAAACAGCCCUUAAAAAACUUAUUCAAUUUGUCGAAAAAAUUUAAAAUAUAAAUUACACCCAUAAAAUUACAGAAAUUUAAAACCCAAUUAAAUUUAAAAUUUUAAAAUUAAGCCAGUCCAGCCAUACGAAAUAAAUAGGUUUUAAGUUUGCGGUGAAAGGUCCUAAAGUCAAGCAAUUGUCGAAGUCCAGGGGGAAGCUCGUUCCACAGGGUAGGAGCCCCCACAGAGAAGGCCCUCCCCCUGGGGGCCGCCAGUCGACAUUGUUUGGCUGAUGGCACCCUAAGGAGUCCCUCUCUGUGGGAACGCACCGGUCGCUGGGAGAUAGAAGACGGCAGUAGACGGUCCCGUAAGUAACCCGGUCCUAAGCCAUGGAGCGCUUUGAAGGUGGUAACCAAUACCUUGAAGCGCACCUGGAAGACAACAGGUAGCCAGUGCAGUCUGUGCAGGAUCGGUGUUACAUGGGAGCUCCAAUGUAUAUUGUUACAAUAUAUAUGAUCGGUAUAGGGCCCUUGACUUAAAAUAUUUUUUUCUAUAAACUAGGUAAUAAUAACUGCAUUAAGACUGAAUUUUUCCACCUUGUCAACCAACAUAG
Messenger RNA from Ahaetulla prasina, 4350 nucleotides. RefSeq names its product phospholipid phosphatase related 5 (gene PLPPR5). The transcript is spliced from 6 exons. Gene Ontology annotation, biological process: signal transduction; phospholipid dephosphorylation; phospholipid metabolic process. The coding region runs from base 1 to 951 and encodes 316 amino acids. Gene Ontology annotation, molecular function: phosphatidate phosphatase activity. The record is from RefSeq and is a predicted model, not a curated record. Lineage: Eukaryota; Metazoa; Chordata; Lepidosauria; Squamata; Colubridae.